Blepharisma stoltei is the source of this 393-nucleotide messenger RNA. The record is from the annotation of a GenBank genome assembly. NCBI's taxonomy places the organism in Eukaryota, Ciliophora, Heterotrichea, Heterotrichida, Blepharismidae.
AUGGCUUCAAUGAACUCAUUUUCUGGGGUGUUCUCAUGAAGAAACUCAAGAACUUCAAUAUUUUUAUUAUGGGCAGCUAGAUGUAAAAUUGGAAAAUCGUUGCAUGUCUCUUUUAGGUCAAUUUUUAAAGUCGAUUUUUUCUUGACGUACCAUAAUAGAUUUAGUGAGUUAAAUUUUACAGCAAUAUAUGGGACUGAUGGAGGACCUUUAAAUUUGUUGAUAAAAAUAUCCAGAGAGCUCUCUGGUGAGCAUAUCAGGCAUCUCUGUGUAAUUAAAGCUCCAUUUCCAAUCAACAAUUUUGCAUCAUCAAUUUGAUUCGAUUUCAAAGAAUAUUCAAGUAGCGAAAAUUUUUCUGAAUUUGAGAUAUUAACAUUUCCUCCUUCUUUGAUAUAA